Molecule: messenger RNA, 1677 nt
Organism: Vittaforma corneae ATCC 50505
Lineage: Eukaryota; Fungi; Microsporidia; Nosematidae
Exons: 1
Coding region: 1-1677 (558 amino acids)
Source: RefSeq, a predicted model, not a curated record
AUGUAUAGAUUAUUUCUCAAGUCAUUCAUCAAUAAGUGCCCCAGCAAAACUAUAAAAUUCGUUCUUGCUUCCAAUACCGACUUUCUCGUUCAAAGCAUUCAAGAUUCCUUUGAUUCAGAUGGAACAUUACAGUCUAAGGUCUAUUUUAAUCUUUGGGUUAGCUUUUUAUCUCUUUAUGAUCAUUGCCCCUCUAAUAAAAUCCAGGGAUACCUAAGGGAUUUUGGCCAACUUGAGAGUCUACUUCACGGUAGUAUUCAAAAACUGCUCUCAGAGCUUCUGAUACUCUUUGGCUAUAAAGCAAAUGUCUGUGUUUCCAAGCUAUACACCCUUGAAGUAUUCCUCAUAUCAUUUGUUAAUAUUAGUAUUGCUGAUAAGGUAUCAAUCAAUGAAAAUACCGAAUUGGCAAGAGAAAGCCAUUCAGCAAGUAAAGUGAUAAGAAGGAUGUUAAAAACUCUACAUAUUGUACCGGGUGCAGUGGCAUAUGGAGGAAGAUCUAUAAAGGAGCAUGCACAGACACACAGAUGCACCAAUGAAAGCUGCCAUGGCAAGAUACUUGUAAUAUCCCAGAAUGGUAUUUCAUAUGUUGUGUGCAUGAAUGAUAAGACGAUAUCAAAGAAGCAUACUGAAUGCCUGAAAUGUAGUACCUGUGGAUCCAAGCUGGAAAAGAUACAGACAAGAGUAUGCUAUGAAUACCGAUAUUUUAUAUCUAUGAUUAAUGAGUCUAUAGGUAAUGAUUGCUUUAUGAACCGGUACUUGACCAUGAAAUCUUCUAUAAAACUCGUCGAGCACCCUACUGGGGAUAAACCUUUUAAAUUUGAUGUAAGAGUGGUGGGAUAUUUGGCCAGGGACCAGUUUGGAAGAGUGUAUUUUCACUGUCUUUCUUUGAAUGAAUUGACUGGGUGCUCAUUAAGAAAGCUAAAUUUUGAGCAUCAGUUAACAUCAGUGAGAAAUUCGCCAGAUUCAUCAAUGAAAAAACUCCAAGCAGCCACAUCCAAGAUUUUAAGUCACAAAAAGACUGUGACACUGAUAGAUUCGAUUGUUGUUGCUAUUGCCAAUAUUUUCAAUGGCUGUUGCUUUGACGAUAAUGCAGCAUAUAGCAGCAAAGAGGAAUGCACACUUAUGAUCAGCAGUCCAGCAUCCAUCAAGGAAUUCAUAUCACCAAACGAUAGAAGAAAUGCCAAGGAAGCCAACAGCGAAAGAAGAAUGCUCAUCCAAACCAACGACGUCAGCUAUGUUAUUUCAAUAUUCAGAAGUGUGUGCAACAUUACAGUGUUUUACUCGGCGAAGGAGUUUAUUAAAAACUACAAACGCUGCGCACAAUGUAUUUAUAUUUCAGAACAAAUCCCAAGGAAUAUAAAGAAGAGCAUUUUGAGGGACUGUGCUGAUUUCGAAUUUAAUAUUAAUAUCGACAGCGAAUCUUUGCUUGAUUGCAGUGCCUAUGAGUAUUCUCAGACAAAGCCCGUAACGAUGGACAAAAGAUGGGUAGGCUUGGAUGAAAAUGAACAGGCCCUACUUAAAGAAGUAUUUACAAAGCAAAGAAGCAUGUUCAAGGGGUUAAUAAAGCCAUACAAACUAUUAAGAACAACAGAGGCAUUGUAUAUAUCACUUAAACAGCUGACAGGCGACAGUGAGUCAAUAUUUAUGAUAUUAGAACACUUCAAUAAAUGUUUAGUAUAG